This is a messenger RNA of Suillus fuscotomentosus, 871 nucleotides long. RefSeq names its product N-terminal glutamine amidase-domain-containing protein. The coding region runs from base 90 to 740 and encodes 216 amino acids. The record is from RefSeq and is a predicted model, not a curated record. NCBI's taxonomy places the organism in Eukaryota, Fungi, Basidiomycota, Agaricomycetes, Boletales, Suillaceae. Gene Ontology annotation, cellular component: nucleus; cytosol. The transcript is spliced from 5 exons. Gene Ontology annotation, molecular function: protein-N-terminal asparagine amidohydrolase activity; protein-N-terminal glutamine amidohydrolase activity.
GCGCGAGGAUACGGGACCGAGAUCCAACCGGGAGCUCCUCCGAGUCAGUAGUAGGGCGACGAUCGUGCUUGUCGGAGUUCCAACUAGCAAUGCUUCCUAAACCUCUCGACAGUCCAUAUACCUCGUGCUAUUGCGAGGAAAACAUAUAUUUCCUUGUGCAUCGAUUUCUGGAACAAGCACAGGUAAAAGCUACAUGGGACAUUUUUGCUGUCAUCGUAUCGAAUGCGACCAAGACGGUUGCCCUUUGGAGUCAACUCAAGGCGCCUGCUGCAAAUACAGCAGUAAUUUGGGAUUAUCACGCCGUCUUGGUUCUGCGCAGCCGGUUAGAAUCUCAUCGUGGGUUGCUCAACACGACGCUAAGCAUCGAAGAGGAAACUUGGAUCUACGAUUUCGAUUCUAUCUUGGAGAUGCCUAGUCGUUGGGAAGAGUAUGUUGAGAAGACCUUCCCACCAGAUUCAGACAUACCACCACAGUAUCGUAGUCUUUUCAGGGUUAUAUCUGGAGAAGAAUACCUGCGUUCUUUUGCAUCGGACCGAUCUCAUAUGUUAUCUCCCGCGGCCGACUCAUCGAAUCAGUAUAUUUCUCCGCCACCCCUUUACCCUAUUGUUUGUGGACCCCUAGCUGCUGCACACGGUUUCACCAACAACCUCAUGACUCAUUUUGUUUCGAUGGAGUCAUCUAAAGGAUACGGGACAGUGAUGGAUCGAGAGACGUUCGUUAGCUGGUGUUCACAAGCAUAGUAAUAGUCAUAGACUCAUGGUGUAAUUACCGUGACAUGUGACGUGCAGCGUGACUUGGUUCUUCGCUGGUACCAACUUGCACAGUGCACACGCAAGUAGUAACCUUUACUCACUUAUUGUUCUCUUUCGUU